AUGACUUCGGUGGUCCUGGAGACAAGUCUCGGAGAUAUUCAACUGGAGCUUUACUGGAAUCAUGCGCCUCGAACAUGCAAGAACUUUUCGGAGCUCGCAAGUCGUGGGUACUAUAAUGGUGUCGCCUUUCAUCGCAUCAUCGCAGACUUCAUGGUCCAAGGUGGUGACCCCACCGGCACUGGAAAAGGUGGUGCAAGUAUUUACGGCCAAAGAUUCGAGGAUGAGAUUAACCCAGACCUGAGAUUCACUGGAGCUGGAAUUCUGGCCAUGGCAAAUUCUGGGCCAAAUACGAAUGGCUCUCAAUUUUUCAUGACCCUUGCUCCGACACCUUUUCUUGAUAACAAGCAUACGAUCUUCGGUCGUGUAAGCUCUGGUAUGCGAGUACUCCAAAGACUUGGCGCGGUAGCAGUUGACGGUCAGGAUCGACCUCGGGAGGAUAUGAAAAUAUACAAAGCCCGAACUAUAUGA
Serpula lacrymans var. lacrymans S7.9 is the source of this 468-nucleotide messenger RNA. RefSeq lists its product as uncharacterized. The record is from RefSeq and is a predicted model, not a curated record. Gene Ontology annotation, biological process: protein folding; protein peptidyl-prolyl isomerization. Gene Ontology annotation, cellular component: catalytic step 2 spliceosome. Gene Ontology annotation, molecular function: peptidyl-prolyl cis-trans isomerase activity. NCBI's taxonomy places the organism in Eukaryota, Fungi, Basidiomycota, Agaricomycetes, Boletales, Serpulaceae. The coding region runs from base 1 to 468 and encodes 155 amino acids. The transcript is spliced from 6 exons.